UAUCAAUCAGUCCAUCAUUAUCGCUACCAUCGCCAGCUAUAUUGUCGAAAUUUCACACCCCACUCAUUCUCCAGCUGCUCACCCUUUGGUCUAUUUACCAAGUGUACAGUCAAGAGCUUACUGCUGGCGGUGGUUCAUGUGGCUUUGACUUUAAUUCAGAUGGCAGCCGACGUUUGCGCUGAGCAGUUGCCAUCAACAUCAUAUGCGACCACAACGGCAAUUUCAUCAUCCUCAACCACAUCAAUCAUGCAGGUUUCGGAAGCAGUGGUCAAGGUAGCAACCUCGACCACUCUUCUCCUGGGAUCAUGUUACAUGAGCCAGAGUGCAUCUUCAACCUCAUUUAACUAUCAUCAGGAUGAUGAAGGAGCUGGAACAGCAUUCGCGAUAUCGCUGUUACCUCCUGAAAUACAUCUUCAUAUUUUGAAACAUUUACCACGAUACGAUAUCGAUAAUUGUCGAUUUGUUUGCAAAAGAUGGAAGGAAAUGAUCGAUCGUAACAACCAUUUGCUCAGGAAACAUCUCGUACAGAUGCUCGAACUCCGAGAAUACAAAUCACGAUUCAUCCUGACUUUGAAUUGUUCAAAUCUCCUAAAAAGUUGGACAUUCUGCGAACAUAUUCCAAGUCGUCCAUCUUUCGCCCUUGGAAAACGGCGACGUACUAGGACUUUAACAACACUUAGCAAUAGCGAAGAACAGCAGCAUGAACGGUAUGGUGAGGAUGAACAUCGAUCUGCAGCAAAAUUACCUCAUCUGCUCAUUUAUAUGGGACAGACUUCUCCCUCUAGUUCUUACCUGCCUGUCUUAGUGCCAAAUAUAUCAAAUGAUAGUAAUUGGCAUACGGAGGAUCACGAUGAGCGAAAACGACGACAGCAUACACCCUCACAUUUGUUAUGUGAACGAAUAGCGAAAUAUUUCCGUGAAGCGGAUAUUCAUUUCUUGAGAUUGACCGAAAUGCGAUUCACUGAUGAUUUCGUAGAUCGCCUUUUAGAAGCUUUUGGAACAUGUAAAAUACGAUGUGAAAUAGUGGAAAUAAGCAUGUGCAAGCUAAACUAUGUGUCUCCAAAAAAGUUCCAUCAGUUCCUUCAGUUGGUUGAAUGUCAGAAAUUAUCACUUAUUUGGUUGCGCGGUAAUCAUGGUCAUAUAAGUAAUUCCAGACAGUUCCUUUCUGAGUUUCUUAGCCUUAGCUUUUUAAGUAUUUUUGCCCUUACACCUCAGAUAACCAUUGGUGAUGACCAGUUCUUGGUUGAUUUUCUGGAAAGCAAAGCAAAAAAAUGUUUGGAAGAAACUGUACUCCGAAUAGACAAUAGUUCAAUCACUACAAAAGGAUUCUGUCGAGCUAUCGAUAAAUGGAAACAAACCAAUACGCGUUGGAUACUGAAUCUUUGUGUUGGUUCAGAACAUAUUGAUAUUGAUGACCUUUUGAAGUACUUAUCGUUGAAUCAAAGUAAACCACGACAAGGUGCAUUCCGGAUAUCUCAUCCACAAUUACCCGAUGAAGCUCUUUUGCUGUGGAGUGAUAAAGAUGGUCUGCAUAUAGCUAGUAGUGGGAAACCAGUUUCCUGAUUAGGAAAUUUUAUCGAGUAAUACUGUACCCAAAUAUUCCAUUUAUUCUAGGUUCAUGAUUGCUGUGAUUGGCUGUCUAAAAAAAUAACUUUGGAG
This is a messenger RNA of Loa loa (African eye worm), 1659 nucleotides long. RefSeq lists its product as hypothetical. Lineage: Eukaryota; Metazoa; Nematoda; Chromadorea; Rhabditida; Onchocercidae. The transcript is spliced from 7 exons. Gene Ontology annotation, molecular function: protein binding. The record is from RefSeq and is a predicted model, not a curated record. The coding region runs from base 160 to 1563 and encodes 467 amino acids.